Molecule: messenger RNA, 1224 nt
Organism: Rhipicephalus sanguineus (brown dog tick)
Lineage: Eukaryota; Metazoa; Arthropoda; Arachnida; Ixodida; Ixodidae
Exons: 5
Coding region: 1-1215 (404 amino acids)
Biological process (GO): proteolysis
Molecular function (GO): metalloendopeptidase activity
Source: RefSeq, a predicted model, not a curated record
AUGGGAGACGCCGUCGAGGCAGGCUCCGCCCCCACGACCGCGCCUCGGAAAGUGGACGACGCCGAAAUAGACAGCACCGCGGCGCGGCAGCCACCACCGCCGAUGCUCGGGGCCCUCGUCGAGCUCCCCUGCCUCUGCACCGCGCUCACACUGGCGGCCACUGUGCUCACGGUAGCCCUUCCCAUGAUUCUGCGCGACCAGCUGCCUCCGUGCCAAGAGCCCCGCUGCUUCCAGUACGCCCGCGAGAUGACGCUCUCGGUCGACACGGGCACGGACCCCUGCAACGACUUCUACGGUCACGUGUGCGGCAACUUCGAAGACUUGUACCCGCCCUACUCGAGCCUGCUCUCUGUGCUGGGCACCCGGGUAACCGAGUACCAGGACUCCGUGCUCAACCGGCUCGAGUUGAGUGCGGCUAUGGAGACGCCCGGCGAGGUGACGGUGGCCGCGUUCCGCGUCUGCGUCGAAGAGUACCGCAGCGGCUAUGAUGGUGGCCUGCGCGCCAUUCGCGAUCUCCUCCGGGAUCUGGGCCUAUACCUCAGGGCCCAGAAGGUCACCUACACCGUAGAGAACGUGUUCGAGGGUAUGCUGAGGAUGUCCCUGAGUUUCGACCUGCCUGUGCUGGUGCGAGCCGUGCUGGGGCGCUCCCUCAAGCAGACGGCGCACAACAAGCUCGAACUUCAGUUGGACCUGCACGUGCCAGUGCCACCCGUCGAGCGCACCGUCGACAACAUCGAGUACUCGCUGCGGGCCGUGGCUCAAAACGGUACCUUUAGCAGGUUCCACCACCUGGCGUCCGCCGUACUCGGCUCCCUGGAACUCCUGCAGUCUCGGCUGGCCUCCGUUCCGCACUGGGACGGUGGCAUGAAGUACGUACGCUUCGGCGACGUCCAAGGCGCCCUGCUGUCUUUCACGACGACGGAACAACUUCUGAAUGUCAGCAACGACGCCGUAACUGCUAAAGGAUACUUCGACGACGACAGCGAGCUCGCGACGGGCAACCCGGAGCGUUUGAAGGGCUUCGCCACGUUCGCGGUGGACCAAGGUGGUGGCAGUUUGCUGAACCUCGUCCGGUACUUGCUCGUCGAGAGGCUGCUUCCGGUCUCCUUCUACGGUCUGGCCGACGUCUACAACAUUACGGCCAAGGAAGCGUUCGGCGUCCGUGUCGCUGCCUGCAGGUAUAGGCAGCUCAGACGCCGCGUGCAGAGCCGGUAGCCGUUCAUA